UCGAUAUUCGAAUUGCAUGCAUUAACUGCAAGCUCCUCGAACACACAGCACAGCACAGCACAGCACAGCACCCAAGCCUAGUCCCAGCCAAAAACUCCGACUCCAGCAAGAUGAAGUUCACCAUUGCCUUCUCCGUCGCCUGCCUGUUGGCCACCGCUUUGGCUGCUCCUCCAGCCAGCCAGCAGGAGGCGCAGGUGCUGCGCUUCGACUCGGAUGUUCAGCCCGAGGGCUACAACUUCGCCGUGGAGACCAGCGAUGGCAAGAGGCACCAGGAGGAGGGAGAGCUGAAGGACGUGGGCACCGACCACGAGGCGCUUGUGGUGCGCGGCUCCUACUCCUAUGUUGGAGACGAUGGACAGACCUACGCCAUCACCUAUCUAGCCGAUAAGUACGGCUUCCAGCCAGAGGGCGCACAUCUGCCCCGUGCCGUUCAGUAAAUCCCUUUCGAUAUGGAAUCGCAUUUAGAUGGAAGUCUAAGUACCUUCCAGUCCAUCCAGCAUCAAUGUGUUAACUAUGUUUAAGUUUUCCUCUCAGAAACAUUAUAAUAAAAAAAGAUUCAUUUACGC
Drosophila miranda is the source of this 566-nucleotide messenger RNA. RefSeq names its product larval cuticle protein 65Ag1 (gene Lcp65Ad). Gene Ontology annotation, molecular function: structural constituent of chitin-based larval cuticle. Bases 111 to 437 code for a protein of 108 amino acids. Gene Ontology annotation, cellular component: chitin-based extracellular matrix. The transcript is spliced from 2 exons. The record is from RefSeq and is a predicted model, not a curated record. Lineage: Eukaryota; Metazoa; Arthropoda; Insecta; Diptera; Drosophilidae.